Messenger RNA from Quercus lobata, 2398 nucleotides. RefSeq names its product probable xyloglucan endotransglucosylase/hydrolase protein 23. Gene Ontology annotation, biological process: cell wall biogenesis; xyloglucan metabolic process. The transcript is spliced from 3 exons. The coding region runs from base 363 to 1247 and encodes 294 amino acids. NCBI's taxonomy places the organism in Eukaryota, Viridiplantae, Streptophyta, Magnoliopsida, Fagales, Fagaceae. Gene Ontology annotation, cellular component: cell wall; apoplast. Gene Ontology annotation, molecular function: hydrolase activity, hydrolyzing O-glycosyl compounds; xyloglucan:xyloglucosyl transferase activity. The record is from RefSeq and is a predicted model, not a curated record.
AUUAUUUUGUAUUUUGCAUUUUUAUUUUUAAGAUGGGUAAAGUCAAAGGAUAUAUUUCUAUUUUUCGUGACCUACGCUCCCAGAGACUAACCUCGUAUGAUAAUUAAUAAUAAGCAAAGGGAAGGCUUUGUAUAUGUCAGGACCCCGGCUAGCUAGAUUAUGGAGCCCCACUAACCCAUUGUAGUUGAUUACAACUAUCAAUUUUACAACUCACUAUUUUCAAAUCAAAGACUAUGAACCUUCCAAGUCUUUGUAGUAUAUAAAAUGCUACCUAUUGUACCAAAAUCAAAUCAAAAAUCAAGGUAGACUACUCCAAUAUCAUUGUCUCUACCAAUUACAUUUCCAACCAGAAAACAUCAAAUAUGGCUUUUAGUCCUUCAAAUGCUUCGGUGGGGCUGCAAAUAUCUCUGCUGCUUAGCUUUUUCAUGGCUGCAUUUGCUGGUCCAUUCCUCGAUUCCUUUGACUAUAAUUGGGGACAGAGUAAUUCUCAGAUACUCAACAAAGGAGACCUCCUUACGCUCUCCCUUACCAAGGAAUGUGGGUCAGGCUUCGUGUCCAAGAAUCAGUAUGUUUAUGCAAAGAUUGACAUGAAUAUCAAGCUUGUUGCUGGCAAUUCUGCUGGAACUGUCACUGCCUACUAUCUGUCCUCACAAGGGCAAUACCAUGAUGAGAUAGACUUUGAAUUCCUGGGAAACCUAAGUGGUGAUCCUUACAUCCUUCACACAAAUGUCUUCUGCCAUGGCCAGGGCAAUAGAGAACAGCAAUUCUACCUUUGGUUCGAUCCCACUGCUGAUUUCCACACCUACACCAUCCUGUGGAAUACCCAAGCAAUUUUCUUCUAUGCGGAUGGCAUCCCCAUUAGAGAGUUCAAGAACCUUGAGUCAAGUGGUAUUCCUUUCCCAAGUUACCAGCCAAUGAAACUAUACUCUAGUAUUUGGGAUGCUGAUAACUGGGCAACAAGAGGUGGACUUGUCAAGAUAGAUUGGACCCAAGCACCCUUCACUGCAUCCUAUACGAAUUUCAAUGACAAGAAUGCUUGUGUUUCAUAUUAUGGUACCAUAACUUCUUGCAAUACUCCAAAUUCUAACCUCAACAACAAUGGUUGGCUCUGGCAGACGCUUGAUUACAGUGACCAGGGGAAGCUGAAAUGGGUUCAAGACAAUUACAUGACCUACAAUUACUGUACAGAUUCAAAGCGCUUUCCUCAAGGGUUUCCUCCAGAAUGUUACGUCAACAACAAGUACUAGAUGGGAUGCACUCAUAGUUUCUCCCUCUCUUCCAUUUGAUUUCCAUAAUUCCUUUUUGGCUUUAACUUUUCUUUUUUAAAUUAUAUAUUACAUUUGUUUGUUGUCCCAAAUAAACAUUGAAUAUUUUUACUGUGUGUCAUAGGAUGUGUACAAUGAAAGAGCUAAUGUUAUCCCUAUGUGAUUUGGAAUAAAAAACAAUUUUGGAGUAAUCUCAUAGUGAAAGCUAUUGUAUUUAUACAUGUAAUUGCAUGAUAAGUUAAUGCAUUCUUGAUCUAUACAAUGACAUAAUAAAUCAAAUAUUCAUAAUGUGAUACCCUAAAUUGUGAAUUUAAUUGGAUUGGAUUAUUUAAGUGUGUUGAAUACAUGGGCAUGUGCUGAGUCUUAUAUUAGAUUUUUAUUAGGUGGAGCUUGGGUUUAUAAAUAUUUAUUAAGUCUCCCAAUUGUACCUUGACUAGUCUAUUUAGGGUAUAAAGGCAAAUCUUGCUAGCACUUCCCUUGAAUUGUUGCACAAAAUUUAAAAUCCUAGCAUUAUUUAAUAUGCAAGCACCAUCAAGUUCAAAUAACCCCACAUUAUCACACCAUAGUGCCCCUACAAUUUUGACAAUAGAAUGAUGCAUCAUCAAGAGACUUCCUAUUAAGUUUUGGAAAGUUUUGUGGAAGUUCAUGUGUAGGGAAUAAGCAUAACUUGGUAAAUUUUUCCAUACCAGAUUUUUCUAGUAACUAAGCAAGUCAGAAAUAUAUCACCAUUGCGAGAGAUGAAGUUUAGCUGAUAUCGAAUUUAAUUGAAAGUAGCCUCAAUGCCAAGAACGUAAUGAAUGGAACCGAGAUCCGUUAGUUCUACAACUAAUUGCUAUUGACAAUAAUAUCAUCCACAUACACAAGAACAUAUGUUCAACUGUUCAAAUAUCACAAUGACAGCAUGUGAAAAGUGAAGUAUCAUGUAUUUGGUAGCAAAAAACCUUGGGCCAUUAAGAUAGUAGACAACCAAUAAGGUUGGGGAGGUAAUGUGGAUUGCCUAGGAUAAUUAAUUUGACGAGGGUAUCGUAUGAGAUCAACAAUAAGAUUGACUUGUUCUGAAUUUUGAUGGCUCAUAGAAAUGGAAUUGAAAUUUGGAGGAGACCUAUGCAUCGGUAAGACUUGAGAGAAAUUAG